AUGAAGAGCGUCGUAAAUCAGGGACAGCGGAAGGUGCGAGCGGUAAGGCAACAGUGCGCUACGUACCAGAAUCUGAUUCGGGUGCGCGUCCAGCUCCAAAAGUGUUCGGUCAACACAUCGCGUUGGCCACACCCUUGGUUGUCGAAGGCAGUCAGCAGCAUUGAAUUGGCGCCAGAGGAGGCUACAUAUGAGGACACUACGGCCAUUCAACGCAACGUCGGUAAUAUUUUCCUCCGGUUGUACGGAAGACUUGCUUCCCUGAAGAAGUUGAACCUUGCAGACGGCGACCCAUUUGAGAGUAUAGACAUUUUGCCCAGGAGGCGUGACGAGAUUCUGGAACGUCUGGACCACUGGAACCAGAAGACCAAUGUGAAGGUGGACAAGUCGUUCGAGGUGCUGAACAAAAGCAUUUCAUCGCAAGUACACUAUUUUUUGGAAAACAAUGUCGAUUUUUUGAAAAAGGCACGACCAUCGAAGAUACCAGAUAACGUCAUUGGUUACGGGCUGCUGCAGGACAAGCUGGGUCUGCAAGAUUGCCGCAAGAUUAUCUUGUCAGAGCUUUACAACGACCAGCUGUUUUAUGUUCAGCUGUUACGAUUUCUCAUCCAAACGGGCGCGGAAAGCGACGCCAACCUGCGUGAGGAGGAGCAGCAAUUAAGAAACGACCACUCGGAUAAGCCGCGCAUGUCCGUUGCGAAAACUUCGAAAUCGCGUCGUCUACGCUAUACAGUGGUUGAGAAAUUGCAGAACUUCGUGGUUAGUGCAUCUUUCGUGCUGACGAAAAGCGAACAGGAGCGUACGAGAAAUAAGGCCAUCACCAGCCCUGACGUGGUCGACCUUAUCAUUCGGUCUCUGUUUAAAUCGUAA
This is a messenger RNA of Babesia bigemina, 867 nucleotides long. RefSeq lists its product as hypothetical. The record is from RefSeq and is a predicted model, not a curated record. Gene Ontology annotation, cellular component: nucleolus; nucleus. The coding region runs from base 1 to 867 and encodes 288 amino acids. The transcript is spliced from 6 exons. Lineage: Eukaryota; Apicomplexa; Aconoidasida; Piroplasmida; Babesiidae.